GUUGCCUCGGGCACGUGCCCGGCACGUGCCGACCCGCGGUCCGCGACGUCCCGGUGGGGGAAAAAAAUCGGGGGAAAGGAAGGAAUCGAAUUGAUCGUUGACGAUAAAUACUCCCCCAAAAGAACAAAAUCGCCGAUCAGCUUCGCAUCAAAUCGCAGUCGCAUUCGAGAGUUUCCCCCGAAUCCAAAUCCAAUCCGCUAGGGUUUCGUUCGAUUCUUCGUCCCCCGAUUGGUUCUUGCGGAAAUGGAGGGAGCGAGCAACGGGGGGAUGCUGUACCACGAGGUGCAGGAGUCGAAGCUGUGCGCGGUGCACUGCGUCAACACCGUCCUCCAGGGCCCCUUCUUCUCCGAGUUCGACCUGGCCGCCCUCGCCUCCGAUCUCGACCGCAAGGAGCGCCAGGUCAUGAUGCCCCAGGGCGGCGGCGACUUCCUCUCCCAGGAGUCCCACAACGUCUCCCUGGACGGCGAUUUCAGUAUCCAGGUUUUGGAAAAGGCUUUAGAGGUGUGGGACCUGCAGGUCAUCCCCCUGAACUCACCAGUCGCCGAGCCGGCGCAGAUAGAUCCGGAGCUGGAAAAUGCCUUCAUAUGCCAUUUGCAGGACCACUGGUUCUGCAUUAGGAAAGUGAAUGGAGAGUGGUACAACUUCGACAGCCUAUAUGCAGCGCCACAGCAUCUCUCCAAGUUCUAUCUCUCUGCCUAUUUGGACUCUCUCAAAGGCUUUGGGUGGAGCAUUUUCCUAGUGAGGGGGAAUUUCCCGAGGGAGUGCCCAAUUUCGUCAUCCGAAGCUCCCAGUGGCUACGGCCAGUGGCUAUCCCCUGAAGAUGCUGAGAGGAUAAUAAAGUCUUGCAAUACAACACAACCUCCUCCUCCUCCUCCUCAAAGAAGCGAUCAAACUGAUCAAACUCUUUCUGCUAUGGAAUUAGAGGACUUCAAUGCUGCAGUAGCUGCCAGCUUGAUGGAUUUCGCCGCCGUGACCCCUCAAGCAAGUGAAGCUGCAACCAGCCAAGCUGAGAAGGAAACAAGAUAGAAGGAAAGAUUGUUUUGACUUUCUUAAUUUUUUGGGAAGAAACUGCGAUAUUCGAGGAUGUAGAAUUGAAAUAUUGCAUGCGCGAGGCACAAAGUUCAUCAUAACUGUGGAAAUAAUCUACCGCAGCUGCUGAUAGUAAAUGUCUUCUUUCUUACGUAUAAUUCUGAGGGGAGGCGUGAGGGUGAAUCUUGGGAUCAUCUUUAGCAGAUUACUUUACAUGGAUAGACCCAAAAGCUACCUAGCAUCCGACUCCA
This is a messenger RNA of Syzygium oleosum, 1280 nucleotides long. Its product is annotated as ataxin-3 homolog. Bases 244 to 1026 code for a protein of 260 amino acids. The transcript has 2 exons. Gene Ontology annotation, biological process: protein deubiquitination. NCBI's taxonomy places the organism in Eukaryota, Viridiplantae, Streptophyta, Magnoliopsida, Myrtales, Myrtaceae. The record is from RefSeq and is a predicted model, not a curated record. Gene Ontology annotation, molecular function: cysteine-type deubiquitinase activity. Gene Ontology annotation, cellular component: nucleus.